Amoebophrya sp. A25 is the source of this 561-nucleotide messenger RNA. The record is from the annotation of a GenBank genome assembly. Lineage: Eukaryota; Dinophyceae; Syndiniales; Amoebophryaceae.
CUUACCUUCCUCUAAUAUAAAAACGAGUAUGUUAUUGCUAUUGCUCCUGAACCGCUCAUAUAAUGCGCCUUGCGCGAUUGAAGACUCCUCGCAUUUUACUCGCUAUUCUGCACGUGCUGAUGCCGCGGAGGGGAAAGUCUUGCUAUCGGAAGGGAUUGGUGGCGAUCGUCACAAGGCAGUACUAGACCGCGUUCUUGGAGCUCUCGAUGUUCUAGUCGGUGACGCCACACUAGACGAUAUAUUGCUAACUCAGGGCGUCGCAGAAAAGAUUCAGCAUUAUGAUGAAGAAUUCGGAAUUGGCAGUAUGCAAGUUAGUUUAAUAAUUGCCAAACCAAUCAUGAUCACCAACUACACUCCUCCUCGUUCCGACUUUUUACUAACGGUGGCAAUUUAUACACAGAGCUUAUUACUCUAGUAAUAUUGUCAGAGUUUGAGUUUGAGUGCGAACAGUUUCACCUCGACCUCUUCUGUCGUUGUUAGUUUUCUUUGAUUUUCAACUAUUAUCUUUUCUAGAAGACUCACGACGAUGAAGAUAAUGCUCAAGUGAAGCUUAACUGAUCU